Messenger RNA from Ostertagia ostertagi, 425 nucleotides. Lineage: Eukaryota; Metazoa; Nematoda; Chromadorea; Rhabditida; Trichostrongylidae. The record is from the annotation of a GenBank genome assembly.
AUGUCGAAGGCACCCACUGUGAGUGAAUUAGUAGGAACCGCUAAUAUUACUUUCAAGCCUGCCGUUACAGCACAUGUUGACGAUAGGGUUCGUCCCGAUUUUGACACUGAUGUGUUGUUGUGGAAGCCUGGCAAGCUGUCGAAGAAGCAGCGUACAAUGUCGAUAGGUUCCAGUGAUUCUGAAGAACUGCGUACCUCGUUGGAUUCCACCCGCUCUAACUCAAUCAGCUCACCUGUUGAUGUCCCCCGUACGCGCAAGUUCAGUCUCAGUGAAAUGAUAUUUGGCUCACCUUCGAAUGGGUUCAGCUGGGGACAAAACAACGUCGUUGGUUCCCCAAUUGAUGAGAGAAGAGAAUCCAUUACCGAGGUUGGCUAUUUCAUAGAUUUUGGCUUUUCAGAUUGUGAAUUCAUCUGUUUUAGGAUGCG